GAAAUAUUCCUUUAAGACGUUGCGUCGUAUUACGUCAGUCUGCCGGAAGUGUUACGCCAGGGGCAGCAGCAAGAGAACAAAAUGGAGGAAUAUGCUAGAGAGCCAUGCCCCUGGAGAAUUGUGGACGACUGUGGGGGAGCUUUUACCAUGGGAGCUAUUGGAGGCGGAAUAUUUCAGACAGUAAAAGGCUUCAGAAAUGCACCCUCAGGGAUGAGCCACAGAAUGAGAGGUAGCUUGACUGCCAUCAAGACGAGAGCCCCACAGCUUGGAGGUAGUUUUGCAGUAUGGGGAGGCCUCUUCUCCACAAUCGACUGUGGUUUAGUAAAAGUGCGAGGGAAGGAGGAUCCCUGGAACUCAAUAACGAGUGGCGCCAUGACAGGAGCUAUCCUCGCUGCAAGAAAUGGGCCAAUAGCCAUGGUAGGAUCUGCAGCCAUGGGAGGUAUUCUGCUGGCCUUGAUAGAGGGCGCUGGAAUCUUGCUUACUAGGUUUGCCUCUUCACAGUUCCCAACUGGGCCCCAGUUUGCAGAGGAACCCGCACCUGCUUCGAUGCCCACCCCUGCAUUCGGAGACUAUAGACAAUAUCAGUGAGAGGACUCCACACUUCUUUACUCUCUAGGCCUAUUUGAAUUCCUUGCUGAAGUUAGAAAUGGAGAUGUAGAAAGCCAAACAUCAAAUAAUAGUAACUCUACCUGAUUUUAUGAACUGUGUCAGAGAAGGACAAAAUACAUCUUCAUUUUCCUUCUUUCAAGAACCAUGCACAGACCUGCCUUUCGCCAUUCUCAGCCUUGUCAUGCUCAUACCUUUCACCUAACAGUGGUAAAAUGCAGGCAUGGUGAGAUUUGUUGUGUGAUGUUUGUGAGAUGUGCGUUUUAUUAUUUUGUUCACAUACAGUCUGCAUGUAGCCCAAAAAGUGGGAGCUCAGGGUAGACAAGCUCUGGUUAGUGUCGAAUCUUGCAAACACAUGUCACACAUGGACCAUAAUAAACGUAUAUAAUGCUUAUAUAUAAAUAUGAUACUUAUGUGUAUAUAUAGUUAAAGCCUUCUGCUUGUAUUCACUCAUGCUAGUCUUUAUUUGCCUUAAAUAUGUCACCUGCUUGGGCUGGCCGUUGACAUUUGGCUGGCCCUUUGACUUCAUUUUGUUCAGACUUAUGAAGACAAACAUCUAUCAGAUACAAUACUAUUCCUAUAAUAUUAGUUUCUUUUAAGGUCAUUUAUUUAUUUUAGAUUGAGAUUUGUACCAUUUUGGUCUUUUUAUGUGACAGUGAUUUGACGUUCAUUGCAGCAGUAUGUAAAAGAUUGUUGAUGGCAUAGGCAGUACAAAUGAAUGGAGAAAUUCAAGCAAGGGAUUGACUCAUGCUGUAUUGAAUCAAUAAAAGAAAUUGUACUAUGGUACAAUAAACAGAUAAGUUGUAAUAUGCAUCUGUUGUAGCCUUAUGAAUAAAUUUAUCUUAUUCUGAUGUUGUCUAUUGUUAAAAACCUA
This is a messenger RNA of Monopterus albus (swamp eel), 1480 nucleotides long. RefSeq names its product translocase of inner mitochondrial membrane 17 homolog A (yeast) (gene timm17a). NCBI's taxonomy places the organism in Eukaryota, Metazoa, Chordata, Actinopteri, Synbranchiformes, Synbranchidae. Gene Ontology annotation, cellular component: TIM23 mitochondrial import inner membrane translocase complex. The record is from RefSeq and is a predicted model, not a curated record. Gene Ontology annotation, biological process: protein import into mitochondrial matrix. Gene Ontology annotation, molecular function: transmembrane protein transporter activity. The transcript has 6 exons. The coding region runs from base 82 to 588 and encodes 168 amino acids.